Messenger RNA from Ilyonectria robusta, 2034 nucleotides. RefSeq names its product translation initiation factor 3 complex subunit L. Gene Ontology annotation, cellular component: cytoplasm; eukaryotic translation initiation factor 3 complex. The coding region runs from base 275 to 1705 and encodes 476 amino acids. Gene Ontology annotation, molecular function: translation initiation factor activity. Gene Ontology annotation, biological process: translational initiation. NCBI's taxonomy places the organism in Eukaryota, Fungi, Ascomycota, Sordariomycetes, Hypocreales, Nectriaceae. The transcript is spliced from 3 exons. The record is from RefSeq and is a predicted model, not a curated record.
CUCACCAAGACGCCGGACCCAAGACAUCGCCAUCCCUUCGCUGCCCCGCUUCGCAGCUUCUCUCACCCCACCAUCACAACCCCGAUACAGCGUAAUCGAUAAGCACUUACCCAGACCCACAGCCCCGCUUAUCGCAAUCCUCCCACCACAAGCCCUAAGCUCACGAAAAUUCGCGAGAUGCGCUGGGCCCCUCGGCGUGCGUAAAAUUUCGAUACCCCUCACACGACGACGUAGACGGAGCGGCCAACACCACGACUACGAGCGAUCGCACACGAUGGCUACCUACCAAAACGGCGUGGCUCCGGCCCGCGCCAUGGCUGACGACAGCGACGUCGAGGAGGAGGCCCUGGUGGCCGAGUACAAGGAGCAGGUCCAGUACGAGGACGGCGACGACCUGAGCCGCACCAACUCGUUGAACAUGGCCCAUCAGACGGACGACAUCCAGGCUCGCCUCGUCCAGGCCGCUCAGCCCCUCGACUUCCAGGCUCCCCUCGAGACCAAGUUCCAGAGCUACGACGCCUACUGCAGCUUGUUCCACUACAUCCUCAACUCCGAGGGUCCCGUCGACCUCGAGCCCCCGUCGUACUACUGGGCCUGGGAUGUCAUCGACGAGUUCAUCUACCAGUUCAACUCGUUCUCCUCAUACCGGAUGCGAAUUGCCAGGCAAACGACGAACGAGGAGGAGCGCCAGGCUCUCCGCGAGAACCCCAACACCUGGGGCUGCUACAGCGUCCUCAACGUCCUCUACUCCCUCAUCCAGCGAUCCCAGAUCACGGAGCAGCUGGCCGUCAUGAAGCGCAACGAGGACCCCAUGACCGUCGCCGGCGAGUAUGGUAACAAGAACCUGUACCGAAUGCUGGGAUACUUCUCCAUCAUUGGUCUUCUCCGCGUGCACUGCCUGCUGGGAGACUUCAGCUUGGCCCUCAAGACGCUCGAUGAUAUCGAGCUCAACAAGAAGGCCAUGUUCGCGCGCGUCAUGGCGGCCCACUUCACCACCUACUACUACGUGGGUUUCUCGUACAUGAUGAUGCACCGCUACGCCGAUGCCAUCAAGAUGUUCAGCCACAUCCUCGUCUACGUCUCGAGGACCAAGAACUUCCAGAAGAGCGCUCAGUACGACUCUAUCACCAAGAAGAACGAGCAGAUGUACGCCCUGAUCGCCAUCUGCGUCGCCUUCCAGCCCACUCGUCUUGACGACACCAUCCACACCGCCCUCCGGGAGAAGUACGGCGACCAGAUGCUUAAGCUGCAGCGUGGUGGCCCCGAGUCCCUCCCCAUCUUUGAGGAGCUCUUCCGCACCGCGUGCCCCAAGUUCAUCUCCCCCGUGCCCCCGGACUUUGAGAACCCCGAGUCCAACAUUGACCCCGUGGAGCACCACCUCGCCAUCUUCAUGGACGAGGUCAAGACUAACAUGUGGAGCCCCACCAUUAAGUCGUACCUUCGACUUUACACCACCAUGGACCUCAGCAAGCUGGCUGGCUUCCUCGAGGUCAAGCCCGAGGAGCUUCGCUCGUGGCUUCUGGUCACCAAGCAGCGCACCAAGCAGCUGCGAUGGCAAGACCAGGGCCUGCUCGAGGGUGAGCUGGUCAACGUUAGCGACCUGGACUAUGCUCUUCAGGGUGACCUGAUCCACAUCUCUGAGGCCAAGGUUGGCCGGAAGCUCGUGGACUGGUAUCUCCGCAACCUGUCCCGCACCUACAACUAAGGUAGGAAGGUAGACUUGGCAAGCCACAUUUCCCGUUCGCCUAGAGUCUUGGAACACUACGAAAAAGGUGAAUUUCGAGGGCCAAGGCGGGGCCGAAUAGUUGGGGCUGGUGAUGCGUUAUGCAGGCCAACUGGUAGGAUACAUGGCAUGGCAACGGCGUCUCGGAGUUGGUGAUGCUCGUACAAAAGCUUGAGGAAUUUCUCGAGAUUGGCUGUAUGUGGUAGAGAUGGAACAUCCUCUUAGAGGCAUGUUAGAGGCAUGGGAACCUGGAGGACAAAUCUAAAAGAAAGAAACGAGGUGAAUUAAUUCAUGAUUCGAUGUUACUGGGU